AUGGGCGGCUCAGCCUCCAGCCUGCUGGACGAGAGCAAGUGCACCUAUAUCCGAGGAAAAACAGAGGCCGUCAUCAAAAACUUCAGCCCACACUACAGACGCCAGUAUGCGGUGGCUUUCUGCAAGCACGUGCAGAACGAGCUGGAGCAGCACCGGGAUUCCCAGUCCCGGUUCCUGAAAACCAAGCCCCCGGCAGAAGCUGGGACCGUCUUAUACGAGGCAGAGCUGCUGCAUUUUGCUGAGGAUCUGAAGAAGUGGAAGGACAGAUACGUCGUUAUCAAAAACGACUACACUGUGGAUUGCUUUGAGACUAAAGAGGCCUACCAGAAAGGAGCCAGCCCUAAAUACCACAUUCUUCCUGCAGGAGGCAAAGUAUUGACUUCAGAAGAAGAUUACAAUUUGCUAUCUGAUAAACAUUUUCCAGAUCCUGUUGGGUUGAGUGAGAAGGAGGUCGCUCAAGCCUUCGUUCAGCUGCCGAGGGAGUUCCCGGUUUACCUGUGGCAGCCCUUCGCCCGACACAGCUACUAUUGCUUCCCGGAGCCAGAAGCUCAGAGGCAGUUCAGCGCCGUGCUGGGGGACUGCGUGAGACACUCAAACCACGAUUUUCUCAAGCAGACCACGUAUGAAGUUGAGGCAUUCUUAGAAGCCAUCCAGUUUUUCCGGCAGGAGAAAGGCCACUAUGGGACAUGGGAAAUGAUAACUGGCAAUGAAAAAGAGAUCCUGAGCAACCUCGUGAUGGAGGAACUCCUGCCUAACCUUCAGACGAUGAUCCUGCCUAAAAUGAAAGGAAAGAGGAAUGAUAGGAAGCGGGCCUGGUUUGGUAUCGUAGAAGAAACGUACGGCUUAGUCCAGCAGCAGGUGUCAGAAGGAUUAAGUACCUUGAAAGAAGAAUGCAGAGAUUUUGCAAAAACUCUGGAAGGAACCGUUCGCUCAGACAUGGAUCAGAUUCUGAACUCCAAGAACUUCUUAGCUGGAAAAAUCAAAGGCACUGUUUCUGAGCCUGCCCAGAAGUGCUGCACAGAAAACAUCCAGCCAUUUCUCACAUCCAUAUUAGAAGAGCUCAUGGGUCCGGUGAGUUCUGGAUUCACUGAAGUCCGCUCACUUUUUGAUAAAGAAGUUAAUGAAAUCAUCCAGGACUUCCAGAAGACAAAUGACAUCACAAAGCUAAAGGAGAAUGUGGAUCAGCUUAUGAACCUACCGUUCAACUCUGUGAAAAUGGAGCCCUGCUAUCUGAAAGUGAACCUCCUGCAGGAGCUCCUUCAAGACCUCAAGAGUCGCUUCAAGGUCUAUCACAUUGAUUUUGUGAUUCAGAGGACACAGAACUUCAUGCAAGAGCUGAUGGAAAAUGCAGUUUAUACUUUUGAGCAGUUGUUUUCUCCAAGUCGCCAGGCGGACUCAGCCAAAGUUGCAACAACCAUUGAAAAAGUGAAGCUGAGAGUACUGAAGCAAUAUGAUUAUGACAGCAGCACUAUCCGGAAGAAGAUAUUUCAAGAAGCGCUGGUACAGAUUACUUUGCCCACAAUGCAGAAGACACUGGCUUCAACGUGCAAACCAGAGCUGCAGAAAUACGAGCAGUUCAUUUUUGCUGAUUACACUAGCGUGAUCCAAGUAGAGAACGUGUAUGAAGAGAUUUUGUAUCAGACACUGCUUGAAGAAACCCUGAAAGUGAUAAAAGAAGCUGCCAUUAUGAAGAAGCACAACCUCUUUGAAGAUAAUUUGAAUUUGCCCUGUGAAAGCGUGUCCAGCUUAACGGACCUGAAGACCCCUUCAGGAUCAGCACAAACCACUCCUGCGAAGAAACCUUCCACUGCCCGAGCCGAGAUGUCAGACACUGAAACUCAAGGUGACGAAACGCUCAUUGUGACGGAAAAAAUUUCUUGGGAGAAGGAUGCUGAUGAUAAGAAGUCAUCAGACAAAGAGGCAGUCACUUCUGUUAAUGCGGCUGGUGAUCAGGCAAGCAAAAGUGAAGAAGUGGUCAUUACAGACAUCGGUGAAAUACAAGAAUCCCUUCCAGCUACCCUUACAAAACAAGAAGUUGCAGAGGAAAAAAUUGGUUUGGAGAAUGAAGACAUGGCGAAAGUGGAGUGUGUAGUGAACACUGAGAAAGAGCUUAAGACACAACAAGAAGCUGUGGAGGAAGAAGUAGCUCCUGGGACUGAAACUGCCAUGAAAGAUUUUGGAGCCAGUGCUAAAAAAGAACUUAAGGUACGUGAAGGAGCUGUGGAGGAAAAGGUAACUUCCGAGAGUCAAAUGGCAACGGAUGCUGCGUUUGUUGGUGGCACUGAAGAAGAAAGCACAGUACAGGAAGAAGCUGCUGAGAUAAAGCUGACUUCCCCACAUGAUAAUGUAGCAGAAGCAGAGAUUUUAGGGAAUGCAGAAGAGAAAACCAAGGUAGAAAAAGAAUUAUCUCAGAGUGAAAAUGCAGUAGGAACAGGGUUUGAAGAGGAUAGUAAAAAAGAAAGCAAUGACCAAGGAGCGAGUACUGAGACAAGGGUUAUUUCCCAGGAUGAAAAUACAGGGAAAGGAGUGUUUGGGGAUAAUCCUGAAAAAGAAAGCAAGUCAGAAGAAAAGAGUUGUAAAUCCCCUGACGAUGUGAAUGAGAUAAGGAGUUUGCUCAUGGUAACAGUUGAGAUACCAGCAGAUACUCCAGCUGAGAACAUAAAGGAGAUUUGUGAAGGUGAGAUAUUAAAGUUGCAGGAGCACAAUAAAGGGAACAAUGAGUUGAGCAAAAUGGCUGUGGCAGAAACUCAAGUGAGCCAGACGAUGAUGAAUAAAGAUGCAGCAGAAUGCACGGAGUUCAAGGAGGACCGACCGUCUUCGUCUAGUUUGGGGACAGAUGGUACGAAUUUAGAGAACGUGUCCAAGGGGGCCUGCAGUAUGGCACAGGCAGAGUGGCUGGUGGAAAGCUCAGAUACGCCUCAGGAGGCAAAGGCAGAGGUGGAUAUCAAGCAAAGCGUUUGGUACACAGGUGUGGGAAGCUGCGAAAGUGAUACAUUGCAACCAGAGGAACACACUGAAAAUGUGUCUGAAGGCAAAAUAUUAGAUGGGGAGGAAGGAGGAGCAGGGAAUAGCCAUGCUGUCCCGGUGGAGGCAGGGACUGAGAGCUUUUUCCAUAAUCCUGCUGAAAAUCCAGACACAACGCAAAUGCCCAUUUUGGAUACAGAAAACCCAAGAACAGGACUGCUAGAUAUGCCAGUUUCUUCGGUGCUGGAGCAGGGCGAGGUUAGCGCCGUAGAGGUCACAGGAGAUGCAGAGGCUGGUGACGGUGAAGGGAAGCCAGAAGAUGAAUCAUCCUCACACAAGGAAAUAAAAAACACAGAAGUAAAAGAUAUUUUCACAGGCGAAAACAGAGAAGAUAGUUAUGCACAGCAAAACUCUGAAGAGUAAGAAGCAUUUUUCAGCCCAGCCCUGCAAGAUUUAUUUACUCCAGUAAUCCCUGUUUAGUUGUGAAUACUCACUUGAGUCGGAGCGAGAGGAAACGGGCUUUAUUGUGGUAUUACCAGCUCUUGCAGUUUUAGCACGGAUCCCUUCCUGAGUGAUGGGUGAUAGGUUUCUUUUUGGUUAAAGCCCUCACUGUUUAAAACCAGGUUACUGUUGGGGAACCUCAUCUUUCACUUAAAAUUUGCUAUCUUUUAUGGUUAUAGAGAAAGUCUGAAAAUGUGACCACUGAAUGCUUCAAAAGCAACUCACCCCCAACUAUAAAGUUAUUUUAACAACCUAACUGCUCUUAGGUGUUUAAGCAGGGGAGUAGCUCAUGACUUUUAAAUGCAUGGAUUUGACAAGUGAUUCUUAGGUGGUUGGUACAUACAUUGCUAUUCAAGGAUGCUUUUAGUAUUUGCAUGCAGUAUACAGGAAAUAAAUAAAACUUUCAGUAGUUAAACAGAACCAAAUAGUUAAUUUAGUAGGUUGCUCAAAAGCCACACUCUAUGCAAACUCUUUAAACUGCUAACUUAAUUAUUUUAAAGUUUUGACGGAUAUUAAAGACAAGCAAGUGUUCUGAUGUUUUUUCUCUUAUUGCUGUAUUUAAAACGGGGAAAAUAUGGGAGCAGGUUUCUCAGUCCCACUCUGCACUUCUGGGUUAUUUAGCCUUCCAGAGCACUUUAUGGCUAUUUUAUUUUGUUUUAUUUUAUGGAGGGGAAAGAUGAGAAUGUUUACAAUAACUAUAACCAUUAGGCAGCAUCUUUCUGUUUUACUUCCCACCAUAAAAUAUAUUCACUUAUGGCUAUCUAAUACAGAAUAUUAAAAGUCCUGCCAUUCCCAUUCUUACUGACUUAAGUUGGAGUUACCCAGUUCUGUAGGCCUUUUUAGGUGCAUACACUAUAUCAUAAAUUGCAAUCAUUGUGAAAUAUCAUAAUCAUUGCAUAUAAUUUCUAUUACAGGUGUUAACUGAAGCAAAAAGCGGCCAAAGGUUAUUCACAUGUGCUUAGAUUUUGGAGGGCAGAAUCACAUUUCAAAAGCAGUAUUAAAAUGAGACCUUUUGCUUUCAUACCUGGUGUAUUAUCGUCCGUAUCAAAUCAUGAUCUAAGCACAAAGUUGCUUAUAUGCAUUAUUCGCGUGCACAAUUUAAAGACGGUGCACAGAAGAGCUUGGAAAUGAAAAACAGUAUUUUAAUAAAUUGGGCUUUAAAGAUCAAGACCUCACUUUAGAGGUCAGUUCAAGGCACCUUAAAAAUUUGGCCUGGUAUUUCAGACUGUUUAUGAAUAAAUAUAAUACAGUACAGGACAGCAAAGGUUAAUGAUAAAUACAGUAAGGACUGCAGGAUUUAUGCCCAUAAAGCCAUGGGAAGAAAUAACAAAGUCCUGAGACCGUAGUACUUGUUGGCAUUUAACUUCAACAAACUGUGCAAAGUCGAUUAUUUAAUGCUACUAAAAUUCGCUGUAAUACUAACAGACAAUUGACACUAGAGGAACAGGCAAAUAUUACUGCGUAAGUAAGGAAAGUUGUUGAGUAACUGGACCAACGGCAAUGUCACUAUUGUAAAAUAAAUGCAACUCCUGUUUUGUCCAGAAGCCAUGCUGCGGUAUAGAAACAUUAAGGUCACAGAUGUUUUCCUUGCAAAAGUACUUUUACUUGUUUCCUCCUUAUAUUUCAUGCCAAAAUACUAAUUUGUAAACACACAAACCGCUGUCAGCCAAUUUUUUUACAAAUCAUUAGUUAUUUCACUGUCAGCUCCUUUUUUUUUUACGACUCAUCAGUUAUUUCUAAUUGGUACUGAAUGUUAAGUGACUUCAAAUUUAUAACGUGAGCUUUACAGCUAAGCAGCAGCAGUCUCUUUUAGCCAUGCUAAAAUUGGGGGACAUGACAUUUUUAAUACAGCGUUUUGUAUGAAAGAGGACUCGCAGGACAGCGACGGUUACUGUCUGUGAAGAAGGCUGCAGUCUCCUACAAAAGCUGUUUACAACUAGUAUGAAUUAGAUACAUCUGUACAGAAAGUAUUUAGCAUAAACAUUCCCGUCGUAGUCCUUUUUGAGUUAUUUCUAUGGCAGGCUUAAAUCUGGGUAAUAUUUUCCUGUAAUAUUAAAGAAUUGAGUUGUUGAAUGCAGAUGCUCGGCGUUAUUUGUUUUUCCUAAGUAGGAUGGGGAAGAACGGGGAAGAUUUAGCCUGUGCAUGGCCUUGUUCUGCCAUUUAAAUUGAAGUCCCUCAUGGCUCGGGGACUGAUUUUUUGCUUUCGUGGACGUUUUCUGUACAUUCAGUUGUUUGCAAAUGGAUAAAGUAGCGUUUUUCUUGUCUUUAAUCAGACUUGGGUAGUGGUGACAGCAGUUUAGAGGUCAGCAAUCUGCAAGGUUAGGUUGGACCACGGAUCAGAAAUAGUAAUAAUCCACUGAGUCAAUAAUUUUUGUCACUUUCUUGGCAUUUCCUACACUUACCUGAAAUGAAUUAUUUCUCUUGUAAACUAGGAACAAUAACAAAUCCCCUUUCACCGCCGGGAGGGUCGAGGGUUAGGAGCAGCGCGGUGCCUUGAGGGGCGCAGGCCGGGGGACGUUACCGCUCUUUUAUUUUACGGAGUUGCCAAUUUUAAAGGACAGGAUAUGAAACACAUUGUACUUUGCUUAUAGCUUUGUAAAAACGCUUGUCAAUGAA
Molecule: messenger RNA, 6081 nt
Organism: Gavia stellata (red-throated loon)
Lineage: Eukaryota; Metazoa; Chordata; Aves; Gaviiformes; Gaviidae
Gene: NIBAN1
Product: niban apoptosis regulator 1
Exons: 14
Coding region: 1-3387 (1128 amino acids)
Source: RefSeq, a predicted model, not a curated record